Molecule: messenger RNA, 1938 nt
Organism: Mytilinidion resinicola
Lineage: Eukaryota; Fungi; Ascomycota; Dothideomycetes; Mytilinidiales; Mytilinidiaceae
Product: HET-domain-containing protein
Exons: 1
Coding region: 16-1863 (615 amino acids)
Source: RefSeq, a predicted model, not a curated record
CCUCAGGACCAUCCCAUGCCGGUGGAACCCCCUCCGAAAGAGUACCAGCGGCUUGCAAUAAGAGAUUUCGAGGAGCGGGACCAGCCCUUUCUCAUCGAAAAAACCGAGUCAAAUACCUCCACCAGAAGUCGAGUUAUAUCAGAAAACCCAAGCAAGGCAGCCGACCUAGAAACCGAAGAUAUUGAUUCGAAGGUCACUGUCGAAGGCCAUUUCUCACCAGAGAGUCCAGCUGGAUCAACUGAAGCUGCGGAUUCAGAAGCCCUUCCCCUAGAUGAUCAAGUAGCUCUGAUUUUGUCUUCUGUACGGACUUGGAUAGAGACAUGCAAAGCAGAUCAUCCCGCAUGUGGCUCGUCUCGAAAAGCCCCUACUACUUUACCUACUAGGGUUAUUGAUGUCGGCCAAGCAAAUGAAAUAGACUCAAUCCGUCUUAUCGAGACCGACGGAAAGCAGGGAGAAUACGCCGCUCUUUCGUACUGCUGGGGGACCUCAGGAUCCAAUUACGGCACUACCAUCAACAGCCUGGAAGAGCAUAAGGAACGCAUACCAUGGAACCGUCUGGCGCGGACGAUCCAAGAAGCGAUUCUCGUCACCAGAGAGCUCGGCCUUCAAUACCUAUAUGUCGAUGCAUUAUGCAUCAUUCAGAAGACGCUGUUGGAAGACGACAGUGGCGUUAGGACGCAUUCAGGGGACUGGGCCGUCGAAGCUGGGAAAAUGGCUUCAGUCUACCAGAACGCGUUCAUAACGAUUGCGGCUGCCUCAGCUGCCGACUGCCGGGACGGAUUUUUAUUACGAAAUGAUUGGUUUACACCAGACAGUAAGUUGGAUGAAGACACUUGCACGUGGAAAGUUUUCGAGUCUCCACUCCACGAUCGGGCUUGGGCCUUUCAAGAGGACCUUCUUUCUCGUAAAACGGUGACUUUUUGCGCACCAGUACUCCAGUGGUGCUGCAAGAGUACUGAGGCUCAGAAGGUAGUCCAUGAAGAAUAUGACCUGGUUGGCGGUGGCUGGGUACUAAGGUCCAAUGGACCUUUAUCUCAGAUCCGUUGGUGGCUAUGGAUUGUAUAUUACACAAAAAGGAAACUGACCUACGAGUCCGAUCGGUUGGCGGCAGUCUCCGGGGUGGUAGAGUACUUCGCCCAGCAAACCAACGAUCUACCAGUUCUAGGGCUUUGGAAAAGUGAUUUGAUCGUCGGAUUACUUUGGAAUACCACAAUACCUGGAACACGGAACCGCAGCAAAGAGUUCUCUAUGCCAACAUGGUCAUGGCUGUCAGUCAACGAAAUAAUUCACCAUCGACGCUGCAAAGAUGCAAAAGACGUCAAGUAUGUACUAGAUGUCGAGGUUGAAAAGUUCCAAUGCGACUGGGAUGGACCUGAAAUGACUGGACGACUUCUACGCACGGAUCUCGUAAUCCGAGGCUGUCUAGAAAUAGCUCAAGUGCAUGAGAUCCCAUGGGACCACGAUGACUGGCUGCGCACAACAUUUCAUGAACGUUACGUGGUGAUGCCCCGGCUUCUAUUGCUUGCGAAAGGAGGGCAGCAUGUUGAGGGUGAAAGCUCGAACACUACAAAGCACCGCAAUGCAGGCUACUGCAUGAUUGAUCUCAAAAGCGACUACGAAUCGUUAAUUCAAGAGGGCGCGGUGGUUUUCUGCCUCCAGAUUGCUAUCCGACCGCAGACUCAGCAUUCUUGGGCUUCUAGCCCUGCUGUUUAUAUUACGACUGAUCCGAUUAGGGAAGUCCUGCUUCUCAAAAAAUCUGAAAAGAGCACGAAUACCUACGAAAGGAUUGGAGCAGGCCGAAUUUAUGUGAAGGAUUUCUUGGACUUUUUUAAAGGACCUAGAGAAAGCAUAAGGCUCGUGUAAGGAACUUGUCUGUAGUACCGAUUGUACCGAAAGUCUGAGCUAUGUUUAACGCACCUUGGAGGUGUACACGCAUAA